Patella vulgata (common limpet) is the source of this 8199-nucleotide messenger RNA. RefSeq lists its product as uncharacterized. Gene Ontology annotation, biological process: RNA processing; adenosine to inosine editing. The record is from RefSeq and is a predicted model, not a curated record. The transcript has 11 exons. Lineage: Eukaryota; Metazoa; Mollusca; Gastropoda; Patellidae. Gene Ontology annotation, cellular component: cytoplasm; nucleolus. Bases 269 to 3934 code for a protein of 1221 amino acids. Gene Ontology annotation, molecular function: tRNA-specific adenosine deaminase activity; double-stranded RNA binding; double-stranded RNA adenosine deaminase activity.
UUCAACAUGACUUUUUUUUAAAUCAAUGUGUUUAGACUAAACUUGGAUCCAAUUACCCUUUAACCCUCUUAAAGGGUUAGGGUUAGUAUUCCCACAAAUACUCAUUGAUAUAAAGCGGCCAGUGUGGACUCCGGAAAUUCCCGAACCUCCCCAACCGGCCUACAAAAUAUUGGCAUCUCCCAAUGUGUUUGGAUGUUCGAGACUGUGAAUAAAGUGAAACUGAAAGUACGAUAUUGUGGAAGUUUGUUUUGAAUUCGUAGAACUGAAAAUGGCAACGAACACCAAGGAUAAUAUAUUAGACUACCUGAAAACCUGCCAAAACAAUUCUUCAGAAUUACACAGAAUUAUAAAACACAUUAAUUUACCUAAGAAGACUGUAAAUCACCAAAUCUACGAACUUCAAAAACAAGGUUUGGUGGAGAAACUGCAGGUAUCGCCACCGAUUUGGCAGCUGACUUCGCGUGGAGAAAUCACAAAAAAUGCCAAUGUGAGUCUUCUGAAAAUAAAACAUUUAAAAUCUAUAUCAUUAAAAAAUAGAAUGCCAAGAAGAGGGGAAAGAGUGGUAGUGCAAAGAGGUAGAGGUGGAGCAAGGGGUGUUAGAAGAGGGUCCAAAAGAGGUCAAGGACGUGGAAGAGGUCAAGGAAGGGGUCAAGGACAUGGCUUUGGAAGGGGUCACGGUCCAGAUGUAGGUUAUGGUGAACCAUGGGGAGUAGUUCAAAGAAACCAAGGGAAUCUGGAAACAGGAAACAGAUGGGUAAUCGGUAGAGGUAACAAUUCCAGACAUGCAGGUUCAGAACAUUCAGUACAUGUACAAAAUCCAGUACCAAUAGAACCAUCACAGGCUGGUGGUAGGGACACAUCUGAACAAAUUAUGAAAGUGAUUUCUGAUUCUACAAAACCACUUACUGCAUCUAAUAUUUGUGAUUCAAUAGGCACUUACAUUACUAUUGAUAUGGUUAAUAAAACUCUUAGAGAAUUAAUAGAAAAAAACCUAAUUACAAAAAUUCCUUCUCAUUCACGCGAAAAUGACUCCUACACCCUUAAAUUGUCCAUACAAAGACAACAAACAGACAUUGAAGAGGAAAUGCAAACAGACAAUGCACAGGCGCCAUUCCAAGAAUCAGUAAAACAAAUCAGUAUAAAGGAAGAGCCACCAUUACUGGAUUGUCCACCUUUGAAUGAGAAACCACUGUCAUUGGAUAGUCCCCCUUUGAAAGAUGAACCUGUAUCAAUGCAAACAGACAAUACACAGGCACCAUUCCAAGAAUCCGUAAAACAAAUCAGCAUAAAGGAAGAGCCACCUUGUCCACCUUUGAAUGUAAAACCUGUGUCAUUGGAUUAUCUCCCUUUGAAAGAUGAACCAGUAUCAAUGGACUGCCCUUCAUCUUCAGUUGGCUUCUUACCUGAUAUUCAGAAUAAUCCUAUGAAAACAAAUGAACCUCGUGUGAAAGUUGAACCAGAAAUUACAGAACAUAAUGAUAAUUUCGAUUUAGAAGAAGAUGGAACCUCAUUUAACAGUAUCUCAGCCACAACUUUAUCUUAUGUAGAUCCUGAAACCGAAUUCAUGAAUAAAGUUUUAGUUACGCUUGCUAAUCGAUGUUUUGAAACAGCAGCCAGUUUUGUUCUUGCUAAAGAUCUCAAUGCAGACCAAAAAGAUGUAGAAAAUAGCCUUAAGGAAUUGGCUUUUGAGAAACUAGUUGCCAAAACAGGGACUGCUUGGACAGUGACAAAAAAAGGUGAUACAUUCCUUGCUGAAAAUGGAUUGAAAGUGAAAAAUGAUGCGUCACCAACACAAAAUUUGGGGAGAGGUCAGAGGUUAAAACAAGCUAUUUCUGGUCCUCCUCAAUCACCUCUAGCUCUUGUUCGAUCAAGUUCGGUUUUUGGAAGUGAUUGUGAGAAACCCCCUCCUUUGUCAGAAGUAAAGUCGUUUCAAAUUCCAAAGCCUCCAUCCAUUCAGUUACCCCCUAGUGUCACACAGAAUUCAUCCACGCCUUUUCAAAAUCGGAUCAAUACAAAUUCCACAUCUGUCAAUCAAGAUCAAUCACAGACGUCAUCGUUAUUGAGUGGCGUUCAGACUAAUAUGAAUAUAAACCGUGGUAUGGGACGUGGCUGUCAAAUCGAACAAAUGCAGAAUUUACUAGCGCAGAUGUCACCAAAUGAUUCUGGAAACAGAGUUGUAAAAAUUCCACCGACUCCUAUGCAAGUCAUAAAUCAGGAACAGACACAAUUUCAACCCCAAAAUCAACCCAAAAAUGUCGAACAGGGAAUAUUACCUGCUACGUUAUUAAACUCCACGCAAACAUCAUCAAAAACUUUAAAUUCUGUAAAUUUGCCGCCCUCAUUGUUGCCAUAUUCCCUCAAUAAAGCACUGUCACAUCCAUCAAAUAUCUCACCAUCUUCACAGUCAUCCAUAUUAAUGCCAUCAUCUUCAUCAGCCAGUGAUUCAUCCAACAAUUUACAAAUCAGCGCAGAAAGUUUUUCAGCAGUGAAUAAAAAUCCUAUAAGUGCUUUAAUGGAGUAUGCUCAGUCCCGUCACUUAACAGCAAAGAUAGAAAUACUUGGCCAAAGAGGUCCAUCACAUAAACCCACGUUUACUAUAGCAGCCAUUAUAGGUUCUAGAAUGUUUCCUAAAGUUAAAUCUCAUAACAAAAAAGAGGGUCGUACAGAAGCCGCUGAUGUAGCGUUAAGAACUCUUCUGUCAGAGGGGGAAUACAAAGUGAGCCAGGAACCCUCGCCAGCUCCUGUUAUGGCUAAUUUUGACAUGACCCAUUUUGAUAAUAUGGCUGCUCUAAGUCAUCAAUCCUUCAACAAAUUAAUUGCUUCAAUACCAGAGAAGUUUGCCGGACGUAAGAUUAUAGCAGCUUUAAUAAUGAAGACGGGGAAAGAUGAUGUAGGAACUGUAAUCAGUGUUGGAUCAGGUAAUCGUUGUAUAACUGGUGAACAAUUAAGUUUAGAAGGUAAUACAGUCAAUGACUCACAUGCUGAAAUCAUCACAAGAAGAGGAUUUUUACGAUAUUUAUAUAAACAAUUAGAAACAUAUAAAAAAGGUAGUGAACAUGAAUUUUUUGAAAGCAGUAAUAAUGGAAAGUUAAAAGUUAAAUCAAAUAUAACAUUCCAUCUCUAUAUAUCUACAGCACCAUGUGGUGAUGGUGCUCUCUUUUCACCAAGAGAUGCCGCUUCUAAUCGGGGACCUGUAUCUAAUGUAGAAUGUCAUGAUCAUGAACCAACAUUUACUAGUAAUGUGCAGGGUUUAUUACGUACUAAGAUGGAAGGAGGUGAGGGCACUAUUCCAGUUGAAACAGAUUUCACAGUGCAAACAUGGGACGGUAUCGUGCGUGGAGAGCGGUUACGUACCAUGUCUUGCACUGAUAAGAUCUGUAGGUGGAAUAUUGUCGGUAUGCAGGGGGCAUUACUCUCUCACCUUCUUGAUCCCGUUUAUCUUAACUCUUUGACAUUAGGAUAUUUGUACGAUCAUGGUCAUCUAUCUAGAGCUGUUUGUUGUCGUGUUGGUAAAGGUACAGACGACAUCAAUCAACAAUUACCAGAUGGUUAUCAUCUCAAUCAUCCCUGGUUAGGGAGAAUGACAGCCUGUGAACCUCAGAGAGAGACCCAGAAAACCAAAGCAUUGAGUAUUAAUUGGUGUUUAGGUGAUGAGAAACCCGAGGUGAUUGAUGGUGUACAGGGAAGGUGUUAUACGGGUGUAGAAAGCCAUUUCUUCUCGCGUGUUUGUAAAAGAGACCUGUUCACAAGUUUCCAAUCAGUGUGCAAUAAAUUUGGUCGCACAGAUCUUCUUGCAGCAAAAAGCUAUAACGAUGCCAAGAAGAUGUCAAAAGACUUUCAGAAUGCCAAGAGCAUUAUGUUAAAAAGACUGAAAGAUAAUGGGUUUGGCAUCUGGGUGUCCAAACCUGUAGAAGAAGAAAUGUUUGGAUUAUGAAUCGUGAAUAUGUGAAAUAGCCAAUCAUAGGAGGAUCGUCUCAAAACUUAAUGAGUAUAUUAUGUGACCUGUGAAAGCAAAAUGAGUCGGAAGUCGAAAGUCUUUUACAUUAUGAACAAAAAUAUUAGAAUAAGCUAAAAUUUAAAUGAUACAACAUGAAAGGUAAAAGUUUAGAUUUGACAAAUAAAGCAAGCUAAAUUUUUUUAAUAUUUUUAUUUUGACAUUAAGAAAGCAGGAGACAAUUCAUCCCUGGUUUCCUCAGUGGUCGCAUUCCGUUCUACUCCACUAUACACUGGGUUAAAAUAAGCUAAGAUUUAAAUGAUAUAACAUGAAAGGUAAAAGUUCAGAUUUGACAAAUAAAGCAAGCUAAAAAAUAUUUUAUAAUUCAACAUUUUUUUGAUAUUUUGUUAGUAUAAACAAUGACUUCCGACUCAUUUUGCUGUCAUAGGUCACAUAUGUAUAUACCUUUAGGGUUGGAUAUCGCUGGAAUGAGACCAUGUUUAAUUUAAAUAAUUCUCUAAAUGGGGAACAAAAACGGUUUGAUAUGUAAGGUAAAUACACAUAAUGUGCUGACAGGUAUAGAUGAUGUCUGAAACAGAAAAUUAAAACAUAUUUAUUAUAGGACCCGCAUUCUAUCCUAAACAAAAAAAAUACACAAUAUACAACAAAAUUAAAACAAUAGAGUUAGAUGUGUAAGAUGAUAUCUGGUGUUCCGUAAAAUUUUUCCAAACCUAAUGUUUAAAACAUAGCAAUUACAUGUAUAUCUAGGUGAUGUGUACAAAUUUUCCCACUGAAACAGAAGAUAUUUACAAGAUAUUAAUAUCUAAAAGAUAAUCAAUGUAACAAGAAGGUCUGAGAAGAUUGUGAAGAGUUUCAGAAUUACUGUCUGGAAUUUGGUCGUACUUUUCAGCAUAAUUUAUGCUUUUACCUUAUAGUUGUUCCACCACAAAGAAACAUGUGAAGCUCGAUACUGUUGAUGUUAUGCAAAGAUCUUGUGAUGUAUGAUGUCAUUAAGAUAUCUCCAAAAGGCCAAAAAUAAAAAUAACUGUGUUUAUGGUUAAUUGGCCACAUAAAAAAGGGUUUGUUGGUUGGAAAAUCUUUUUUAUCAGUCAAUUUAAAUCAACAUUGAUGUUGUUAUCUUACCAUAAAAAGAUGGGCUUCGGUUAGGUUAUUUUAAAUACUGGAAAGUGUUUAUUAUUUAUUUGGGCUGAGGUAGGUCGGUAACCGUAAACACAGGUCAUUUUUGUUUUGGCCUAAUCUAAUGACUUGAUGCAAUCUGAUUAAAACACAGAUCCUAUUUCGUUUCGUUUUUUUAUGGUUUUAAAAUUUCGUUUUACUUGUCUUUACUACAUUAGGAUCUGGAAGAGCAGUCGUAUAAGCCUCGUUCUGGUUGAUGUGAGUGAUUAGCCAAUGAAAAGGUCUGUUGCGAUGAGUUCUUGCUGUGCUGUACACAGAACUGUGGUAGAGAUUCACAGCAAGACAAAGAAAAAGUUGUAUUUGCAAUUACCCACUAGAAACAUCAACGCUGAUUAGUUAAUCAAAUGUCUGACGUCAUAGGAUCAAAAGCCGCUCGAAUGACCUGUGAGGCAUCCGCCCACUACAACUGGUGAGAUAUUCAUGUAGUGGAGGCCAGCGAAAGUAUAAAAAAACGAAAUAUAGAUCUGUAUUUAAAUCAGAUUGGGGCAGAUGCUUUGCCUAUGUCACCUGUUGCAGAUUAUACUAAAGGUUGUUAAGUCCGUGGCUAAAACACCUGUGCUUCAAGGCGAUAGUGUAGUUAGUGAAUGUAAAGAUGUCUUGCAAAAUGGACUGAUAUAAACUAUGAUUAUUGUAAAUUUAUCAUGAAUUUUGUAAGCUCACUCCACGCUGGAGCUGCUAAACAUUCCAGUGUCAAUUCUCAGCUUCGUUAAUCAUGUUUUUCCUCCAUGGUGAACAUCUCUCACAUAAAAUUAAACAAGACAAAAAUGUUUUAAACAUUUUCCGACAAUGGAUGAUUGCCCAGAAUAGAGUUGGUGUCAGACCACCAAUUAAUCAUAAAUGCAUUGUUAUGUGUCACUUUUAGCUUAGAUUUAAUUAUUUAGAAUUAAAAUAAAAGUUUAACCAAACAUAAGGUUUCAAUAUUUUUUUUAAAAUUAAACCAAACAUUGGAUUUUAAUAUUUUUUAGAAUUUAACCAAAGAUUAAAUUUUUUAGAAUCUAACCCAACAUUGGAUUUUAACAUUUUUUAGAAUUCAACUAAACAUUGGAUUUUGAAAUUUUUUAGAAUUUAACUGAAAAAUUAAUAUUAAUGUUUACUUAUAUCUCGACUUCUAAAUAGUAUCACCAAUACAUGUAAAUUUUUAUAUUUAGUGCUAGAGAAUUUAUAAACUAUAAAAUGAUAUCUGUUGCAAAAAAAAGCUUUAUUUUAAUAUUUUUUAGAAUUUAACCAAAGAUUAAAUUUUUUAGAAUCUAACCCAUCAUUGGAUUUUAACAUUUUUUAGAAUUCAACUAAACAUUGGAUUUUGAAAUUUUUUAGAAUUUAACUGAAAAAUUAAUAUUAAUGUUUACUUAUAUCUCGACUUCUAAAUAGUAUCACCAAUACAUGUAAAUUUUUAUAUUUAGUGCUAGAGAAUUUAUAAACUAUAAAAUGAUAUCUGUUGCAAAAAAAAGCUUUAUUUUUUUUUUUUUUUUUUUUUUUUUUUUUUGCUCGCUUUUUCCACACAGCAUCAUUUUUGUUGUUGUAUAUAUUCCUACACCUGCUUGUACUUGUGAUUACAAUUAUCAUCCAAUCAUGUGUUAACGUUUGUGCUACCAAGUAGCCAAUCGAAUUUCAGCAAUUUCUGUUUAUAAGUUCCAGCUUUCUUUUGACCUUGAUCUUGUGUAGUAGUAUAAGUCGCUGUCUUCUCACCCAUUUUUGGAUUAUCAAUUUUGAAAGACUUAAUCUAGAGUUAUUGUUCUUGAUUAUGUUGUAGAAUCUUGUCAAAACAGCAAAUGAUAUUUAUCAAUAUAAAGAUUUUGUUUUUUAUUUGCCAAAAAAUAAAAACACUACAACCAUCAUGGCCUAAAUGGUUGCUGUUGGCAUAUGUUUGGUUGUCUGUAACCUUAUCUUUUUUAUGGAUAAGCUUUAAAUACUCCAAAACUGGAACUAAGUUAAAUUAAGAAUGCAGUCUUUAUUGGCCAAGAGCUAAAUUUUGUACCAAGAUUUCAACUCUCAAACAAUGAAAAGGCUGCCUACUUAGACUAUUGUAUAUCAAGUUUUCGAGAAUAAGGCUCCAGUACUGAUUCUCUUUAUUCAACUAGUAAAAAUUGUUUUAAAUUGAUUUUUAGGAUAUAUUGAUGAAGAUAUUAUUCUGUUUUAUAGUAUUUGUAUUCAGGGUAUCAAGUAGAACCAUGAAUAAUGUUCAUUUAAUUUUUAUUGUUGACACAAGGAGAAAUUAUUCACUUGAAGCCUGGGAUAACCAACCCAAACGAUCUUGGAACUUUCAGUCCCAUUUGGAAUGAAAUAUAAUUUGUACUUGGGAUUGUAUCGUUUUAAUAUUAGGUCAUGAAUAAAAUAUUGUUUUUUAAAAUCAAAUUGUCCUUUAAAGGAUAGAAAUAUCUUUGGAUUUAGAUGAUGAUUUAAAGGGUAUGUAACUCUUGAUUUAAUAUUAUCCAUAAUAUUCGACAUUACGAACUUGUGGUAGAAAUCAGUAUUUGUACAUUGCAAUCAAUAUUGAUGUUGGAUAUCAGCAUCCUCGGUAUCCCCAGUGCAUUGUUUCUUGCUGACCUACACCACUACCCUCUGGUUUCAUCCCUAAGGUAUUCACGUAUUCAGAUUUUUUGUCCUUGAUGAUUGUGCUUUUUUUUUUCGACCAAUUAAAAAGUUUGGUAAAUACAAAGGAAGUUGGCAAAGGGAAGUAAACUUUCUCAUGCACGAGCAAACAAGUCACCAUAUUGUUGUGAAUGUAAUAAUGAGACCAAGACUGGUUUUUAAACUGUUAUUGAUUGGUUCGUAGAAUCAAGCUACAAGGACAGACAAUUUGAAUACAUGGAUAAAGCCAGGGGUUAGUGGAGUAGAUAGGAAUGAGACCACUGGGGAUACCGAGGAUGCUGAUAUCCAACAUAUAAUAUAAGACGCAAUAAUCACUAUAAAAUCAGUUCCUGACGUCGGGUUCUCUAUAGCUUUGAGUGUCAUUUGUAAUGGAGUAAGCAGCUUACUUAUAAAUUAUUAUAACAACAUUUUAAAUGUAUUAAUAAUUAUGUUGAGUAAUGUAAUAAAAAAAAAAAUGAAAAUAAAUAAAUUCGUUUCGU